UAGAACGAACGAUUACGGAGGAACACGAGUGAUUCUGUUAUCUUCAAUCUAUCUCAACUCAACACAAUUUCUCAAUUCUUUUCUGCAACAUCCUUGCUUGGGCUUGGCUUGGAUUGAUCACUCAUGGCUGUCCAAACCCACGUUUUUACCGGAUUAGCUUUGGCUUCAACUCCUUCUUCUUCGUUUCAACCCUCUUCUUCCAAGCCCGGUACCCUCUGUGUCGCCACAAAGCUCUUAAGAACGUCCUUCCUUAAUGGCGGAGGGAACAUUUUACAAAUUACAGAGAUGAAAUCUUUGCAUCUUGAUCGAUCUCAUGGUUGUAGACGUGGAGGUGCUCUUGGUGCCCGCAUGAACCUCUUUGACCGUUUUGCAAGGGUCGUAAAGUCAUAUGCAAAUGCACUUGUAAGUUCCUUUGAGGAUCCUGAGAAAAUCCUGGAGCAGACAGUGCUUGAAAUGAAUGAUGAUUUGACGAAGAUGCGUCAAGCCACAGCACAGGUACUAGCUUCUCAGAAGCGCUUGGAAAACAAGUACAAAUCUGCACAGCAAGCUGCAGAUGAUUGGUAUCGAAAGGCACAAUUUGCUCUCCAAAAGGGAGAUGAUGAUCUUGCUCGGGAAGCUUUAAAGAGGCGCAAAUCAUUUGCUGAUAAUGCAAAUUCUUUGAAAGCUCAACUUGAUCAGCAGAAGAAUGUUGUGGAAAAUCUUGUUUCUAAUACACGGCUAUUAGAGAGCAAGAUACAAGAGGCGAGAUCAAAGAAAGACACACUGAAAGCACGUGCGCAGUCUGCAAAGACUGCAACCAAAGUGAGUGAAAUGUUGGGGAAUGUUAACACAAGCAGUGCUCUUUCUGCUUUCGAGAAGAUGGAAGAGAAAGUUAUGGCAAUGGAGUCUCAAGCAGAAGCUCUUGGACAGUUAACUGCUGACGAUCUUGAAGGAAAGUUUGCUCUGUUGGAGGGCUCAUCAGUCGAUGAUGAGCUAGCGAACUUGAAAAAAGAGUUAUCUGGAAGCUCAAAGAAAGGAGAACUUCCACCAGGAAGAACUGUUUCUGGCAGCGCAUUUCCGGUUCGUGAUGCCGAGAUCGAGUCGGAACUCAAUGAACUGAGGCAAAAAGCAAGAGAAUUGUAGGGGUAUGGCAGAUCAUUAGAAUUACAUUGUACAGUAAGAAAAUGAUCCAAACAGAUCAAACAUUGUAUAGCUAAACUCCAAUUUUUGGACUGAGGAUGCAUGGCAGAACUUGUUUAGUUCAUAUAUAUUGAUGAAUCUGUGGGAUCAAAUGUUGUUUGUAAGUUCAAAAUACCAUCGGCAGUUUGCAGAAAAGCUUGCUAGCUUCUGUUUGCAUCAUGCAAUUGAAAUUUGUGUUUAGGACA
Cucurbita pepo subsp. pepo (vegetable marrow) is the source of this 1364-nucleotide messenger RNA. Its product is annotated as membrane-associated protein VIPP1, chloroplastic. The record is from RefSeq and is a predicted model, not a curated record. Gene Ontology annotation, cellular component: chloroplast. Lineage: Eukaryota; Viridiplantae; Streptophyta; Magnoliopsida; Cucurbitales; Cucurbitaceae. Gene Ontology annotation, biological process: thylakoid membrane organization.